AUGGAUCACGAUUCUGAAGAAGUUGGCAGUGACCAAAAGAAACCCGGUGAAGAGAAUGCUGAAUCCACUGCUGCUCCAUCCGGCGAAUCCACUAGCCCUGGUGAUUGGUCGACGGCAACUACUACCUUUGAUGCCCCACUCGAGGGGGAUUGGGGCUGGGAGGGCGAGUGGGAUUCGGAUGAUUGGUGGUGGUAUAGCAUGCAGUUUGCCGAGUACAUGAUGGGUCAGGAGGAUCUGGAAUAUCCCGAAAGUGAAACCCAUGACAUGCCAGGUGACCAUCACAUGCCAGAUUACGAUUGGUUUCCAGGUGUCGAUUUUGCCGAACUUGAAAAGAAAGGUGCCAUUGUCCACUCAGAGUCUGCGGGUUCCGCUGGAGAUGAAGAGGUGUGCGGGCCGGCUGGGCUUUUCUACCACCCAGUGACUGAAGAGAAUUUGGAGUUGUGGCCUUCCAAAGGGUGCACAGUCAACCAAUCGGGGGGUUGGACAGCUCACUAUGUGGACCAUAGCGGUGGGGAAUAUACUUUGACCUAUGUUGACCAUGGGGUGGUAGCCGACACCAAGCAAACCACCCCUACACAAAAACCGGAGGCCCCCCAGAAGAUCAACUUCACACCAGUGAACCAUGAAGGGGCUGGGGCGUUUGUUGAGAAGGCAUGGCCAUCUGGGUCUGCUCCCAAGACUUCAGGCUUGCCCCGCGAAGACCCACCCAAACCAGUUGAAAGUGCCGGUGCUGAUGGUUCAAAAUCCCGUCCUGGUUGUUGGAGCAAAAAAGCCAUUUUGGCAGCUGAGUUGCGAUGUGCUUUGGGAAACAAACCUGUGGGGAUUAAGGAGGAAGCCUUAGAUCCCAAGAUCUUGCAAGGCAUGACCCUUACGGAGCACAUCCACCAUUGCAAGUUCUACCGCUCACCAGAAGAUUUCAGGAGAAAGGUUCCCGAUUCCAUUUCUCAGGAUUUGUGGCAGGAACUUGUCGAGGUUUUCAUUGGCUACCACGCCUACAACUCCGAGGACCCCGAGGACCACCUUUGGACACUCCGACGGAUGUAUGCACGAGAGUUCCUAGACCAACACGGGCUUAUGGGAGUGGGCCAGUGGAAGAAGGAGCAGCACUGGAACAAGUCUUUCAAGACUUGGGUUGAGUCUUGGGUGUUGGACGUUCCCUUGGCAAUCACAGUGGGGGAUCUCCCUAUGGAGACCGCACGAAAGGAAGAAGCCUUUGACCAGGAAUUGGAGCGGGACAUCGAAGAAGUUGCCAAGAUCCUUGACAAACCCGAGAUUGAGCCAGUGCCCGGAAAGGCCCUUGACAACACGCCCGAGAUUGAGCCAGUGCCCGAAGAGGUCCCUGACGACAAACCCGAGAUGACUGCAGAGGUUGACCCUGGAGCUGGAGCAAAGCCCAAAGAAACCAAGGCCAAGGGAAAGGCGAAGGCGGCGUCUAAGAAGCCCAAGGACACUUCCCAGGUGAAGGUUACGUCCAAGACAGACUCUGAUGAAUACCAGAAAGCCUACUCGGAUGCGAGGAAGAACUUCAUGGAUGGGUGGGCUGCCAGCGCAGACAAGAAGGCUGUGGUCGAUUCCAUGCCAGAGAGCGAGGCCAAACGGCGCUUUGGGGACGUGGCGCCUGAUCAAGCGCUAUCAUUUCUUGAGGCGAACACGUCCUUCAUGAUGGAGCACUGGCAGUUGGUCUGCAAUCGAGGUCAUCUACUCCAGAAAGUUAGACAUCACCACUUGCUUCGGCUUUCUUGUAAUGCUGUACCAAGCGAGGCGCCUCCAGGCACAUGGAUGUGCCUGGUCGGGUCCGAGAUGCGUAAGCACAUCGAUGAUUUGGCUUUUGGCCAACAUGCUCUCCAACCUGACGAAGGGCUGCAAAUGGCUGACUCCGGAAGUGAGUGUGAUUCAGACUCCGGUCUUGAAGGGGUCGCUUUCUAG
Molecule: messenger RNA, 1926 nt
Organism: Cladocopium goreaui
Lineage: Eukaryota; Dinophyceae; Suessiales; Symbiodiniaceae
Source: the annotation of a GenBank genome assembly